AGCAUCCUAACCUUUCCUUUCAGUCUGUCUGGAAUCCCUGCUCCGGUGCACAGCUCUCUAGCAAUGGCUUUCUGGACGGCAGUUCUCUGUGCGCUGUUAGUCUCAAUUCUCGGUGGGCUAUAUCUCCUGGGAGCGUUUCGAAGGAGGAGACCCAUGGAGCCGCCACUGGAUAAAGGCCACAUUCCGUGGCUGGGGUACGCACUGGAUUUCAGAAAGGACAGCGCAGCGUUCCUGAAAAAAAUGCAGAGGAGACACGGGGACAUUUUCACGGUGCUGAUUGGAGGCUACUACUUCACCUUCCUAAUGGACCCCCUCUCUUUCGGAGCCAUAGUGAAGGCGCCAAGAGCCAAACUCGACUUUGAGGCGUUUGCAGUAGAACUGGUCUCCAGGGUUUUUGGGUAUCACCCGUGUAAAAGUGACCAUAAGAUUAUUCAGGUGUCAAGCACAAAGCACCUGAUGGGAGAUGGACUAGUGGUCAUGACUCAAGCCAUGAUGGAGAAUUUGCAGACCCUCAUGUUUCACAACAGGGACUCAGGAGAAGAGAGACCCUGGCAGCAGGAUGGGCUCUUCCACUACAGCUACAACAUUGUCUUCAGAGCUGGCUACCUGGCUUUGUUUGGAAACGAGCCAGGCACAGGCACACAGAGUGAGAAGAAAGCCAAGGAGCGUGAUCUUAUGCAGUCCGAAGAGCUGUUUGAUGAGUUCCGGAAGUACGACCGCCUCUUCCCCCGCCUGGCCUACGCCGUGCUGCCCCCAAAGGAUAAAAUGGAAGCGGAGAGGCUGAAGAGGCUCUUCUGGAAGAUGCUUUCUGUGAAGAACAGCCGUGCGAAGGAUAACAUGAGCGGAUGGAUAAGCGACCAAGAACAGUUCCUGGCAGAGUUUGGGGUGCCUGAGUACAUGAGGGAUCGGUUCAUGUUUAUGCUUCUCUGGGCGGCCCAAGGCAAUACGGGCCCAAGCUCUUUCUGGCUUCUCUUGUAUCUCAUGAAGCAUCCCGAAGCAAUGCAGGCUGUGAGGGAAGAAGUGGACAAAGUUUUAGGAGAGGCUGGUCAGGAAGUGAAGCCAGGCAGCCCCAUGGUUAACAUCACCAGGGACAUGUUAAUGAAAACCCCUGUUCUGGACAGCGCAGUGGAGGAGACCCUGCGCCUGACAGCAGGUCCCAUUCUGAUCAGAGCAGUGGUUGAGGACCUGAAUCUCAAGAUGGCCAAUGGCAGGGAAUACGCCCUCCGCAAAGGGGACAGGGUAGCCCUGUUUCCCUACGUCGCAGUGCAGACGGACCCCGAAGUCCAUCCUGAGCCUCACACCUUCAAAUACAACCGGUUCCUGAACCAAGAUGGCACCAAAAAAUAUUUCUACAAGAAUGGGAAAAAGCUGAAAUACUUUAACAUGCCCUGGGGGGCAGGAACCUCAAUCUGUCCUGGACGGUUCUUUGCUAUCAAUGAAAUAAAACUGUUUGUGUUCCUGAUGUUGUCUUACUAUGACUUGGAGCUAGUUAACGAGAAAGAAGAGAUCCCUCCGAUAGACGUGAGCCGAUGGGGAUUUGGUUUGAUGCAGCCCACUCACGAUGUCCAGUUUAAAUAUCGUCUACGUAUUUAAUGUGAAAACGUGACCCUCUUCUGCUGCAGAAAUUCCCUUAUCUCCUGUUCCAGACUUGUGAGGAGCUGUGUAAAUGAAUGCCUGCUGACAUGCAAAGAAAACAAGAGUGUUAGUGUAUUUCCUGAAGGAAAAUAGGAACAGGGAGAGUUUCCUUAGCAUGGAUUUAUGGGUUUUUAUUUCUUCCACUCUUCUUAUUGUAAAUCUGAAAUAUCUGACUGUGCAUUUAGAAAUAUACUGAAUGGUCAUAGGACAAAUACAUUCUUUAUACAUGGGUUAGGAACAAAGAUUCCGGGGAUUAAUUAAAAAUUGUCUUGACUAUAAUCCUGCUGUACUUUGCUACAUUUUAUUUUUAUUAAAAGAAUGCUGUCAGCCUA
Molecule: messenger RNA, 1967 nt
Organism: Chrysemys picta bellii (western painted turtle)
Lineage: Eukaryota; Metazoa; Chordata; Testudines; Emydidae
Product: 5-beta-cholestane-3-alpha,7-alpha-diol 12-alpha-hydroxylase
Molecular function (GO): sterol 12-alpha-hydroxylase activity; iron ion binding; heme binding
Source: RefSeq, a predicted model, not a curated record